CAAAAUAUGUGAGUCUAGCUUUUUAUAUCUCGGUAAGGGUCCUUGGUGUUGUUUGGUUUCUUUUCUCAAUAUUCCACUCCAUCUCGACCACAAUGUUCAAGGCGGCGUUACUGGAGACCAUCGACGCAGAGCGACAAGAUUUGAUCAGCUUGCUUCAAUCUUUGACACGCGCAGAUUCGUCGAACCCACCGGGAGACACAAUAGCAGCAGCAUGUGUUGUUAGUACAUUUUUGGCAUCUCGCGACGUGCCUGCGACGCUCAUUGCGCCAAAGAGCGAUGCGCCGAAUGUCACCAGCACCUUUCCGGCAGUAUCUCAAUCGCCCGCUCACAGCCGGUCUUCUUCUCUACAUCAACUAGAUGGCUAUUCCCCUAGCCGAGUCGACUCUCCUUUCGCCGACAGUGGCAUUUCGACACCGAAUCCUGGCCCGCGGUUGAUCAUGAAUGGCCACAUCGAUGCUUUCCCUAUCUCCGAAGCCGAAAGAUCGCAAUGGACGCAUGAUCCCUGGUCAGCAGACAUCGAGAACAACCGAUUAUAUGGACGCGGAGUAGUAGACAUGAAGGCUGGAACUGCCGCGACCAUUGCUGCAUACACAUACAUCUUCGCGCAUCGACAUUUGUUGAACGGUACUGCUGUUUUAGAAGCAGUGUCUGACGAGGAAACUGGUGGCCGAUGGGGUAGCAAAUACCUCUUAAACGACGAUGACAGAAAAGAAACCUGGACCGGGGAUGUAAAUCUCAACGCUGAGCCAACCGGUCUACAAAGCAUACGAUUUGGCGAAAAGGGCACUCUGCGGAUAACAUUCACAGUCAAGGCCAAGGGUGCACAUGGAGCAUAUACACAUCUGUCGGAAGGCGCGAUACGGAUUGCUACGAGGCUUAUCACUGAAUUGGUCAAGCUUGAGGACUUCACGAAUUUCGAGGUUGACCCGGAAGUACGGAGAUACCUGGACCGACAGGAAGUGAGGGAUACAAUCGAUGAGAUCAUGGGUCCUGGAGCUGCCGAUAACAUCCUGAAGCCGACAGUAAAUGUUGGAACAAUAAGUGGUGGCACCAAGGUCAACACCAUUCCUGGCGACUGCAAGUUCGAAGUCGACAUACGCCUCCCAAUUGGACUCGUGGCCAAGACCAUCCUCGGAAAGAUCGAUGCUACUCUCAAGGACUUCCCCGGAGCCUCAUAUGAAGUGCAAGAAGCAGCUUCAAAUCCACCAAACUCAUGCCCCUUCGACCAUGCUGUCACGCGGGCUAUAGCUAAUAACGCCGAACACAUACUUGGUCGCAAGCCAAUUGCCAUUCCAUCGCUCGGUGCCACGGACGCAAAGCAUUGGAGAUACAAAGGCAUCCCGGCAUACAGCUUUGGACUCUCACCAGAAGGCAUGGCUGGUAUUGAUGAGAGUGUCGACCUGGAUGAAUACAUCAACCUGGUCAAGAUACUUACGUUGACCGCAUGGGACUUCUUGACGGGCCCCGAGUAGGUCAUUGUUCCUGCUUGUUUACGAUCUAGAGUCCUUCAUGGGCAUGAUAUAUUGAUGAUACACAAAAGCGGAUUCCUUCUUGUACAUAACAUGCGCUAAAAUAUACCCAUGCAUUUUCUACCUUUACACCAUUGGCAUCCGCUAUCCACCUUGCAAUCGGCUUCAUCCUCUUUCCAAAACGUUUUUCGACCUUCCAAAAACAAAAGCAGAAGCCUUUACCAGACACACAGUGACCAGGCAAAAGGAAAGAUCAAUGGAGUAGCUGGGAAUCGAACCCAGAACCUUCUCCACUCAGUAAUGCUCAGAAAGCGAUGCUAAGAAGAU
This is a messenger RNA of Aureobasidium pullulans EXF-150, 1796 nucleotides long. RefSeq names its product putative peptidase. The transcript has a single exon. Bases 93 to 1472 code for a protein of 459 amino acids. Gene Ontology annotation, molecular function: hydrolase activity. The record is from RefSeq and is a predicted model, not a curated record. NCBI's taxonomy places the organism in Eukaryota, Fungi, Ascomycota, Dothideomycetes, Dothideales, Saccotheciaceae.